Rotaria sp. Silwood1 is the source of this 2801-nucleotide messenger RNA. The record is from the annotation of a GenBank genome assembly. Lineage: Eukaryota; Metazoa; Rotifera; Eurotatoria; Philodinida; Philodinidae.
AUGGCCGCUACUGAUAGUGAACAUUCAAGUUUAUUUUCGCUUACAGAUUGUAUCUAUUUUGCAAAUGGUAAUUGUAUGUUCAAAAGGAAAUGUAAUUAUCGUCAUUGUCAAAUAGCUAUGAAGCAACUGGAAGAAUGUUCCAAGUGGCCAGAUACAUGUCGUAAUAUAGAUUGUCCCUAUCGACAUACUGGACAACGAUUUAAAACACAAAAGUCAGCGGUAAAAGAAAAAGGUCGAGUGAGUUUCUUUUGGGAUAUUGAAAAUGUUCCUAUACCUAAAGGACAAAAGCCAUUUGAUAUUAUUCAACGUAUUAGAGACAGAUUAGUCGUCCAACCUGGUUUACAAGAAGCUGAAUUUUCUUGUUUUUGUGAUACUACAACAAUAUCGCAUGAAAAUCGACUAAGUUUGCAUCAUGCAAAUGUUGAUAAUAUCAAUGUACCUAAUGGAAAACCAGGCGCAGUUGAUCUGAAAAUACUGCUUGCAUUAGAUCGUUUUGAACGUAAUUAUCGUCCACCUGCUACUGUUGUCUUAAUAUCUGGUGAUAUUGAUUUCGUUGGGAAAUUAAAUGACCUUCGUCAUCGCGUUGGAUUUCAUGUCAUUGUUAUACAUAAUAAGCAGGUUAAACCAGAAUUAAAAGCAACUGUAAAUGCUCAUUAUCCAUGGGAAUUAUUCAUUGAAUCAGUACAACAACAGAAACCAAAUAAAAAAAAUAGACCACGAAAUCAGUCAAAAGAAUGUCAAGUAGUUUCAAAUGGUCAAGUCAACAAUAAUACUGAAGUAGAACAAAAACCGGCUCCAAAAUCAAGGCAGUCACGUUUAGCUGCAAAAUUUCAUUUAAAUGAUGAAAAUAAUCGUCGUCAAAAUGAUUUUUUAUAUUUAAAACCUCCAGCAACACAUGAACGUUUUCGAAGUACGAGCCAAAAUCAUGGACGAAGGAGCCGUAGUCUAUCACGAAAACCACAAACCUUUGAAUCUGUUAACCAAAUCCCGAUUUUCAAUGGGGAUGAUAACACGUCUCGACCUGGUUCGAACUCAGUAGUUGCACCACGAGCUCAAUUACGGCAGGGAACGAGUAUUAAUCGCUUACAUCAAAAAAAUAUUUCUAGGUUUCCUCCAUGUGAGCAAAUACCAUCAGCUGUCAGUGCUGAUACAGCCAAAAAAGAACACAAUCCAGUGUCAUGUCCUCAUUGUACUAAUGAAUUUAGUACAAUUCAAAAGCUUCGUCAACAUCAAAAAGAUAAAAAACAUUUAUUCUAUUGCUCGAUCUGCAAUGGUGGCUUUUCUACACCAUAUGGUUUAAAGCAACAUCAAACUGCAAAAGGACAUGACACUUCAAUGAAUAUAUCUAAUGAAGACAAACUUCAAUCUAACAUAAACGAUAACUUGAAUGUCCAUGAACUUAUUACUCUGUUUGAAGAUAAACUCAAUAUGUGUAACGAUAAGAAGCGUUUUCCUGUAUAUCGAAAGCCUGUUAUCAAUAAGGAAAAUAUCGACAUAAACAUAAAUAAUGUUAAUGACAAGAAUUAGGCAACGGUAUUGCUAUUGUCUUACAGAAUAGAUGAAAUCUAUACUGUAAAAAUACCUCACUGCUUUUAAUUCUAACCAUUGACAGAUUUUUUUAUGCGCCUUCGAAAUUGCUUCCUUCUACCAAUUGACUUCAUGUUUCUUUCUCAUUUUAUAAAAUGUGGUGGAAAAAAAGCGAUUAAAAAAAAUAUUAUUCUCAUUUAACAAAAAAAAAAUUGACUCACCCAAAAAAAAAGCUUCAAGAAUUCUUCUUUUUUUAAUAAUUUUGUUCUUUUUUCUUUUUGCACUGUGUUAUUCCAGAAAAUUGAAAAAAUUGGUUUUUUAACAAUAAAAAUGACAUUGAAUCAUGUGGUCUUCUAAACCAGAGCUUUGAAUAGUUGCAUUGUGUAUAUCUUUUAAGGGAUUAAUCAUAUCGACUGUUGAUGCUAAGUAAUACAUCUAUGAAAAUACUCUGAAAACUCUUAUUUUCUUUUACAAUCUAGCUUUGAAUUAAAUUGUUGCUUCCUACUAUAUAGUAUCAAUUUCAAAAUGCGUUAUAUUCCACUAUUUUUGUGAAGAAAUUUUGAUAGGAACAUCAUAGAGACACACCGGUUUUCACCAUUCAAGAGAGAAGACUCGAGACCAUCGAAGUCUAUUGAUAUUUGAUUGGUAGGUAUUUGAUGGAGAUUUUCGAAAAGAAUAUUGUUUACCUAUUUUUCUUUUGACUUAGACUUUUAAUAGGACUAGUUCACAGAAACAUUUUUUUCCUUUCGAUCUAUGCAAAGUCAUCAUCCCUAGAUUGUUCUGUUCAAGAGUUACAAAACUUCUUCUGAGGCACCCUAUUUCAGCCAAUUGAUCUGUUAUAUCCAGGAAAAGCAUAUAGACGAUGGUAAUUUACCAUGUUGCGUCCAAUGGUGAUAUUUGGUUUUUUGAUUCGAACUAAUCUGACACUGUUAUUUUAAUGUUUGCAAGAUUUCAUAAUCAGCAUUCAUCUAACAAAAGAGCCGGGUGUGGGUGGGUGUGCGUGUGCGUGUGCGUGUGGGUGUCGGUGUGGUUGUGGGUGUGGGUGGGUGUGACUGUGGUUGGGUGUGGUUGUGGGUGGGUGUGUGGGUAUAGGAUGUGGGUGUGGCUGGAUGUGUGGGUGUGUAUAUCCUUUUCUUCUCUUACAGUCAUCCACACCCACAGCCAUAGCCACACCUACCCACACUCCACCCACAUCCACCCCACACCCUCCAGAAAUCGAACUGCAACCAAAUGUUACUAGUUGACAAGUUUAUGUUGAACGACCAAUACUAACG